This is a messenger RNA of Fonsecaea nubica, 2610 nucleotides long. RefSeq lists its product as hypothetical. Lineage: Eukaryota; Fungi; Ascomycota; Eurotiomycetes; Chaetothyriales; Herpotrichiellaceae. The record is from RefSeq and is a predicted model, not a curated record. Gene Ontology annotation, cellular component: late endosome; retromer complex; retromer, cargo-selective complex. The transcript has 6 exons. Bases 1 to 2610 code for a protein of 869 amino acids. Gene Ontology annotation, biological process: retrograde transport, endosome to Golgi; intracellular protein transport.
AUGGCGACAGGCACGCCCGUCGAAGACCAGGGCCGAUUGCUCGAGGAAGCUCUCGGCGUCGUGCGUCAACAGUCGCAGCAGAUGCGCAGAUGCCUUGAGACGCCGGGAAAGCUCAUGGACGCUCUGAAGUGCGGGUCAACUUUGGUAUCCGAGCUGCGCACACCUACCCUAGGCCCGAAGCAAUACUAUGAGCUCUACAUGGCCGUGUUUGAUGCUCUACGGCACUUGUCCGAGUAUCUCCGCGAGUCGCAUCCCGUCAACCACCUCGCCGACCUCUACGAACUCGUCCAAUACGCAGGCAACAUAAUACCCAGACUAUAUCUGAUGAUCACGGUUGGCACCGUAUACAUGGGGGUCGAAGAUGCGCCGGUCAAGGAGAUAAUGAAAGACAUGAUGGAAAUGAGUCGCGGUGUCCAACAUCCCAUCCGAGGUCUGUUCCUGCGAUACUACCUGAUGGGCCAAGCCCGUGACCACCUACCCACGGGCAAAGAUGAGGGACCUCAGGGUAAUCUCCAAGACUCAAUCAACUUCAUUCUUACCAAUUUCGUGGAGAUGAACAAGCUUUGGGUCAGGUGGCAACAUCAGGGCCACUCGAGAGAAAGGGAGCAAAGAACGCAAGAGCGGAGGGAACUGGAAUUGCUGGUUGGAAGCAAUCUGGUGAGGUUGAGCCAAUUGGUCGACUUAGAGACAUACAAGUCUACCAUCAUCAGCCCGCUCUUGGAACAGGUAGUUCAAUGUCGGGAUGUCCUGGCCCAGGAAUAUCUGCUCGAAGUCAUUACCAAGGUCUUUCCAGACGAGUACCACCUUCACACUCUAGACCAGAUGCUCUCGGCCAUCGCGAGAUUAAAUCCACAUGUCGAUAUGAAGAAGAUUGUCAUCGGCUUGAUGGAUCGCCUGUCUACCUAUGCACAGAGAGAAAGCGCUGAACCGAUGUCGGCCGAAGACAAGCAAAAGGCGGAAGAAGAAGCCGCAACCCGCAUGCUCGAGAAGGUCGACUUGAACCAGGAAACGAAGCCUGCCCCCCCGGCUGCUGAGCCGGAUACUCCCACGACGAAUGGCACUGAGACCAAAUCACCUACAGAGACACAGACGACCGAGUCCGAAUUGGCGACGCCGGCCACACCAGCAACAAAUGGUGAGAAAGGGGCCGGCGUCGGUGAUGUGAGGCUAUUUGAGAUCUUCUACGAACAAGUCGUAAAUCUUGUCAAAACCCGAGGUCUCCCCAUCCAAGACACAAUGGCCCUGUUGACCUCGUUGGCCAAUCUCGCACUCAAUAUCUACCCUGAAAGGCUAGAAUACCUGGAUCAGAUUCUAGCCUAUGCCCGAGAAAAGGGCGCAGAAUAUAUGGACUCCGCCGACCUCCAUUCCGCUGCAACGCAAGCCAAUAUGCUCAAUCUCCUUCUUGCGCCGAUCAGAACAUAUAUGUCGCUGUUCACGGCGCUAGCUCUUCCCAACUAUCUGCCUUUGUACCAAUCACAAACGUAUGCGACGAGGCGAGCUGUGGCCGGCGAGGUGGCCAAGAACAUCCUGCGGAAUCAUGUGCUAAUUACCACCACGCAACACCUGGACGGAAUCAUGUCUCUCCUCAAAGUUAUCAUCAAAGAGGGCAUUCAGCAACCGACUGGCUAUCCCGGGCUGAACCGCCCGAGGGGUGGCGAGUCGGACGAGACCGUUGAAGAGCAGGGGUGGCUGGGCCGAAUAGUUCAUUUUGUUCAAGGGCCAGACAACGACACUCAGCUCAAACUCUUACAGCAGAUGCGCAAAGCCUACGAGGUGGGCAACGAGCGGAUUAAAUAUACGACACCCGCCAUUAUCACAGCCUCCAUGAAGCUCGCGCGGAAACUCAAAGCCCGCGAACAUUUUGAUGACAACUGGCAAAAUCAAUCUUCAGCGCUGUACCGAUUCAUGCAUCAAACCCUCUCCCAAUUAUAUACCCGUGUUAAUCCUGGAGCGGCAGAAUUAUGUCUUCGGUUAUUUGUGUCAUGUGGUCAAAUCGCCGACCAGUGUGGUUUUGAGGAGUUCGCAUAUGAAUUCUUUGCCCAAGCGUUCACCAUCUACGAGGACAGUAUCAGUGACUCGAGGGCACAGUUCCAGGCUGUCUGCAUCAUCGCCGGCGCGUUGCAGAUGACGAGGGGAUUUGGAAAGGAAAACUACGACACGCUGAUUACAAAAGCCGCAUUGCACGGAAGCAAGCUGCUAAAGAAGCCAGACCAAUGUCGCGCGGUCUAUCUCGCCAGCCAUCUAUGGUGGUGCGUCGAGAUACCUGGGAGAGAAGAGGACCCGAAGAAUUUCUACCGCGACGGUAAGCGGGUGCUGGAAUGUCUCCAACGGGCAUUACGUGUUGCGGAUGCCUGUAUGGAUACUGCAGUCUCUGUCGAACUCUUUGUCGAAAUCCUCAACAGAUAUGUGUACUACUUUGAUCAGCAAAACGAAACGGUCACGACCAAGUACCUGAAUGGGCUCAUUGAGCUGAUCCACUCAAACCUAUCGACAACAAACUCUGAAGGGAAUGCCCAGGCCCUGGAGAAUCCCAAGCGGCACUUUUUCAGGACACUCGACUACAUCAAGUCCCGGGAUUACGAGGGCGUUGUUAUCGAGGCGAGACAGUGA